AUGGACACGCUCAUCACGCGGAUGCAAUCGCCAAUGUACACAACGCAGUACAAAUCCGUAAACGGCGCCGUCAGCCGGACGCUCUUCCUCGGGCUGUACCAGGGGUUCGGCCCCACCAUCAUCACCAGCAUACCGUCGUCGGCGGCCUUCUUCACGAUCUACGAGGGGCUCAAGGGCUACUCGCUGCGCGCCAAAGAGGAGGGCCGUUUGGCGGGCGUGCCGUUGCCUGUCUUGUACGGGGCGAGCGGCGCGGCGGCCAGUCUUGUUAGCUGUGCCAUUACGAACCCUGCCGAGGUCUUGAAGCAGAAUGCGCAGGUGUAUAGGGGGGGUAGUGGUAGCGGCAGUGCUACGUCUCCGACGAUGGACACGUUGAGGCGUUUCGCGAAGCAGCCAACCAAGUUGUGGGCUGGGUAUACGGCGCUCGUGGCGAGUGAUUUGCCCAAUACCACGUUGACGUUUUGUCUCUACGAGACUCUCAAAGAACGGUUUCUCGGAGGGGAGGGCAAGAGUCAGGAGAGGAGUGCGUCGCAGCAGGUUCUCGCUAGCGGGCUGUGCGCUGCUGCUGCUGGGAGCGCGUCGUCGAGCUUGUUCGUGCCUAUUGAUGUUGUCAAGACGAGGAUGAGACUUGCGGCUGGCGGGGAGGUGACCGGCGAGAACGGGUCGCCAAAGACGUCGAGUAGUUCUUCUCGCGCAAAGAUUGGUCCGAUUGCGGUGGCCAGGGGGAUUAUCCUGAAAGAAGGCGUUCGAGGGCUGUUCAGGGGUGCCACGGUGACGGUUUUGGCAGCGGGUUUUGGGGGUGGGUUGUAUAUUGGCUGCUACGAGGCCAUCAAGAUUUAUCUGAGCUAG
This is a messenger RNA of Colletotrichum fioriniae, 846 nucleotides long. RefSeq lists its product as uncharacterized. Gene Ontology annotation, molecular function: S-adenosyl-L-methionine transmembrane transporter activity. Lineage: Eukaryota; Fungi; Ascomycota; Sordariomycetes; Glomerellales; Glomerellaceae. Gene Ontology annotation, cellular component: mitochondrial inner membrane. The record is from RefSeq and is a predicted model, not a curated record.